AUGUGCUCCCCCCAUGCUGCACCCUGCUCCCCCCAUGCUGCACCAUGUGCUCCCCCAUGCUGCAUCAUGUGCUCCCCCAUGCUGCACCAUGAGCUCCCGCCAUUCUGCACCAUGUGCUCCCCCAAUGCUGCACCAUGUGCUCCCACCAUGCUGCACCAUGUGCUCCCCCAAUGCUGCACCAUGUGCACCCCCAUGCUGCACCAUGUGCUCCACCCAUGCUGCACCAUGUGCUCCCCCCAUGCUGCACCAUGUGCACCCCCAUGCUGCACCAUGUGCUCCACCCAUGCUGGACCAUGUGCUCCCCCCAUGCUGGACCAUGUGCUCCCCCCAUGCUGCACCAUGUGCUCCCCCCAUGCUGCACCAUGUGCUCCCACCAUGCUGUACCAUGUGCUCCCACCAUGCUGCACCAUGUGCUCCCACCAUGCUACACCAUGUGCUCCACCCAUGCUGUACCAUGUGCUCCCCCAAUGCUGCACCAUGUGCUCCCCCAUGCUGCACCAUGUGCUCCCCCAAUGCUGCACCAUGUGCUCCCCCAUGCUGCACCAUGUGCUCCCCCCAUGCUGCACCAUGUGCUCCCAUCAUGCUGUACCAUGUGCUCCCACCAUGCUGAGGCCCUGUGCCCAGGGCCAUGCCUGGGGCUGUCGUGUGGAGUGUCCCCAGCUCCAGGCCACUCUGGUGGGACUUUCCAACCCCAGCACAGGUCUCUCCUGGGGCUUCAACCACCACACUCACCCCAUCCUGGGCCUGAGUAUGGAUGGGUAG
Messenger RNA from Salvelinus namaycush (lake trout), 762 nucleotides. Its product is annotated as keratin-associated protein 10-8-like. The transcript has 2 exons. Lineage: Eukaryota; Metazoa; Chordata; Actinopteri; Salmoniformes; Salmonidae. Bases 1 to 762 code for a protein of 253 amino acids. The record is from RefSeq and is a predicted model, not a curated record.